Dendroctonus ponderosae (mountain pine beetle) is the source of this 6901-nucleotide messenger RNA. RefSeq names its product protein stoned-B. NCBI's taxonomy places the organism in Eukaryota, Metazoa, Arthropoda, Insecta, Coleoptera, Curculionidae. Gene Ontology annotation, biological process: clathrin-dependent endocytosis; regulation of endocytosis; intracellular protein transport. The record is from RefSeq and is a predicted model, not a curated record. Gene Ontology annotation, cellular component: synaptic vesicle; AP-2 adaptor complex. Gene Ontology annotation, molecular function: clathrin-cargo adaptor activity.
AUCAGCCCUAAAAGGCAGCAAAAAUCCAUACCCUUGCGCAAAAUCAAUACCCUUGAUAUCACAGCCCUCACGGUCGGCCAUUUACCACUUCUUUGCGAGUUUCGCGUUAAUUGUGCGUGAAUUUCUGGCUUUGGGAGCCCCAUUGACGCCUCGCAGGGCUUACGAGUGGGUGCUGCAUCCCUUCCGAAUAUUACUGGGCGUUUCAAUGCGGAUAUGAGGCUGAAAACAAGCCUCAAUGUCCCUAGUCGACUAGAGAAUGCACAAGCUGGCAAAAGGGUUAAAAAAGAAAAAGAAAGGCAAAAAGUCCAAGCACAAGGAAGAGGAACUCUUCAAGCCUGAGGAGCUUGAAGCCUAUCGAAGAGAACACGCAGCUGCUAGUGAAGACUCAGCAGCAAAGAACGAAGAGUGGAGAAACUUCCUGUCGCUCACUUCGGGAGUUGAUGAUAUUUUGAAGAAAACCCAAGACGACCUCGACCGAAUCAAGAGCACCUCCUUCUUCCAACGCAUCCCAACCAGCAGCGAAACCAAGUCAAAGAAGGCCUUAGAAGAGGCACAGCAGCGUCUAGAGCAGGCCCGAGCGGAAAGAGAGCAGGCGUGCUCCGCCCCCAAGGAAGAACCCCAGCUUGGGAUCGUCCAAGUUUCCGAGUCUGAGUCCGAAGAAGAAGAGGACGAUGAUAUCUUCGACACCGCAUACAUCGAUGCAAUAACCACCGGAGAAGUCAAGCUUGCGUAUAUUCCUGAGUCCCCCACUGAUAAGCCUGAGGAGUAUGACCCGUUUGAUACCAGUAUCGCUGAAAGGGCGAUUCUAGGUCCAGCUGUUACAAGGAAAGGCAAAAAACUAGUCCCUCUUGGAGCUGCCGUUGAGGUGCUGACUGGACGCGUUCAGCUGCCCACUUGCGCCUCCAAACCAGCCUCCACUAGAAGACAGAUUUUGAAGGAGCGCGAUCUGCUGCUAGGCAGCUUCGACAGUGUUUCCCCACAGUCAGUUGUCGCUUCUGAAGCUCAUGCUUGUGAACCAGUGAGAACUCUACUGGACGAUGACGAAAUCCCUUUGCCUGAUGAGCCGAUUGAUUUAAGCAGAAGCCUUUAUAUUCCCCCAGCGCCGCAACCUACUGCAGGUUCAGCGCAGUCAGCGCGAGCUUCCGUGUUAAAAGACUUCGAAGAGGACGAGGACGAUAAGGAGUUUGAAGCGUUAGCGGCUGAAAGUCUAUCGAAAACUCCGGCCAGAAGCAGCUUGUCUCAUCCAGUACUUACAGCCACUGUAGUUGCUGAGGUUGUUGCCGAUUGGAAACCUUUCGAAACCCAGGCAACUGCUGAUUUGGGACCAGAGUCGGACGACCCGUUCGAUACAACCUUUGCUGAGAAUAUUCUGCCUGGCAAAGCAGAAUUGCGACUAAUCGAAAAGGAUAUUUUGGAAAACGACGUUGAUUUUGAUCCGCGAUCUUCCGACAGUUUUGCGAGUCUACAAAGCACUGUUCUGUUGAAUGCCAGAGUUCCAGACUCCGAACUGACGCUUAUUACUCCAGUGCACCGAGAUCUACUUGGAGGCAGCACCAGCGACUUAGCCAAUCUAGGGCCGAUUCUGCCGAUUGAAGACCAAACCGCCGACAAAAUCAAGUACUGCGACCCAUUCGAUACCUCGAUUGUAGAGACUGUUAAAGCCCCAGGACAAGCGGAGCUCAAAUACAUAGAGAAAGAGUUACUGGGCGAUUUACCUCAAAGAGCAGAGGAAGACGACAACUUCGAUCCUCGCGCGCUCGAAAGCAAACCUCGAACGCUAUCCAGACCGGACGUCCUCAACGUCAGUCAAUCAAAAACCGUCUCCUUUGCGGUUCCCUCCCUAGACUUACUAGGAGCUGAAGAGGGUGUGAAGGUUGCCAAGCCGUUAACACCUUUCUACGUACGCAAGAACUCCGUACCGGGAGCGGUUGAUCAAGACCCCUUUGAUACAACCUUUGUGCCCAGCUUAGCACCCGGUAAGGCGGAGAUAAAGGCCAUCGAGAAGGAGCUGUCUCAAGUUCCUGAACCACUGGUUGAACCAGUUUCACAACCGCAAAAGUCCAAACGGGAGUCAGCUGAUCUGCUAGCCGCAUCUGAGCAAAUAGCUGCAAAAGUGCUGACGCCCCACGCCAGUCAUAUAGCUGAAGAAACGCUGUCCUACGCUGAUCCCUUCGACACUUCCAUUGCAACCAAUAUUCUUCCGGGCAAAGCGGAGCUGAAGCUUCUGGAAAACGAGCUAAUUGACGCUUGUGUUGAGGCAGAGAACAAAGACCUGCUAGUGCAUAGUGGAGACAUUAUCAUCGAGAAGCCUUUAAGUCCGCAGCUUAGACAGCUUUCCGUGGAAACUGAGGAUCUUGAUCCGUUCGACACCAGUUUUGCUAGCAACAUCCAGCCAGGCAAGGCGGAGCUGAAAUCGCUCGAAUCUGAAUGAUCUAAAGCGAGCGCAACAAUGGCAGCCAAUCCCUUUCUGUUCCACGACGAGCCCACUAAUGGGCAGGCGAGCUCGAACCCGUUCCUCAUGGACGACGAGCCGUGCGAAGACAACCCCUUCCUAUCGCAAACGGCAGUGGCCGCCUCCAACCCUUUCGCCUUUGACCCGAUAGACUUGGAGCCGGCCGAAGCCGCAGUGCCUGCCGAAUCACAUCAGGACUUUUUCACGUCGUUGAAUGACCAGUUUGCAACUUCGGUUCCCCCGCAGAAACCUACCGAUCUAAACUUAAAGUUCUCCUACCAGAACGCGGUCCCUAGCAGACCGCUGCCCCCGCGCCCACCCCAGAGCAAGGAGACUCAGGAUUUGCUGAUGUCGGUGAUGGGAGCAAUGGACGCCACUAGCUCGCACUUGCUGGACAAAAUUCCUCCUACCCGGACGCCCAGUCCGGUAUCGAUGCGCGACUUGCAGUCGCCCAGCCCCACUCCGGAGCCGUCCUUUGGCGACUUGCUCGAUGUGGGAGACUCUCAACAACAGGGCAGGGCUUCUAGUACGGAGGACCUGCUGUCGUUGAGCUCCGGGCACGACAUCAACCAGAACCCCCAUAAUGGGCCGCCCCCAAGACCGGCCUCUCCCCAAGUGGCGCCAGCAAGGCCAGCGCCGCCCGUGCGCCCUCCCAGGCCUGCCCCUCCUCAAAAACCGCCGCCUCCCACUGUGCUCGACGGUGGCGGCGCACAGAACGAUAUAAUCGACCUGUUUGAUGCGCCUCCGCAGGCCAAGGUGGCCUCCAAAGCGGACAUUCUGAAUUUAUAUAAUGCUCCCAAAAAGGAGGUGGCGCGGCCCGACUUGCUGUGCGAUUCGGUUCCCGAACCCGAAAGCCCCACGCCGACAAUCACCGAGAACCUGGCCGUUGACCCGGGGGACUUGCUAGAUCGCAGUGGGGAUGAGACGCCGACCAAUCAGGGCUCAGAGACCGGCAAAGACAGCAUGCUUAGUCCGGAGCCGGACCUCCACAUGGACACCAGCGACAGCCAGAGCAAAGGCUCAGUAUCCAGUGUGACCUUCAACCCGUUUGCCAUUGCUGAGGAUGUGACGAAGAUCAGAGAACCCGCACAGUCUCCCGAUAGAAUGGAAGUCUUUACCACUCCAGCGCCAGCGCCUACUCCUAUUCCAGAGUCUACCAAUGAGGGAUUCGACUUUGGGGACCUAUCCGCCCCGGUGCAUAAUGAUGACUUUGAUGCCUUCGCAGAAAAGUUCGAGUCAGUCAAAACGGAGGAGGACAAAAGCGGGGCGUUUGACGCGUUUGGGCCUCCCCAACCGGCUGGUGCUGUGUGGGGCGCCGACUUUGCAACCGGGCCCGAUCAAGAGAGCGGCAAUGGCUUUGGCAAUGAAGGCGAUUUCGACGCCUUUUUGGCAAUGAAGGCGCCUCCGGGCGGAAAGCGACACGAGAGUCAGGACUCAGAGGAGGAGAAGGACUUUUCCGUUGUUAUUAGGCCGAAAACUGAAAACGCUUUCUCGGGGGUAACACCAGUGCUGGCGCCGCCCCCAGCUCCGCAACAGGCCGCCUUCACUGACACGUCGCCCCGCUUCAAUCCGUUCGAUCAGCAAAAUGAUGUGACCCCAGUGGCGCCCCAGGAGCCGACAGUUCCGUUCGGUACCGAACUGAAAAGAUCCACCUCCCAAGACGAGUCGCCAGGCACCCCAUUGUACGACGAAGACACCACUCAACCUUUGGAGGACUUCCCGCGAAUAAACUACAUGGGAGAGGGUUGGGAAAUGCAACUGCGCCAGCCCAACAAGAAGAAAAUCACCGGGCAGCGAUUUUGGAAGAAGAUUUUCGUCAAACUUUGCUACCAGCAGGACUGCGUCCUACUGCAGCUCUUCAAUCAGCAGGCCGACAAGGAUCCAUUCCAAGAACUUCCAUUGCAACCCUGCUAUUCGGUGUCGGACAUCGGGGCGCAACAGUAUGAUCAGUUCGGAAAAAUCUUCACUGUCAAGCUUCAAUACAUCUUCUACAAAGAGCGGCCUGGAGUGCGGCCUGGGCAGGUGAAGAAGGCCGAAAGAAUCACCAACAAGCUGAGCCAGUUUGCAGCCUAUGCAAUCCAGGGCGACUACCAAGGAGUAAAGGAGUUUGGCAGCGACUUGAAGAAACUGGGCUUGCCAGUAGAGCACGCUCCCCAAGUCUCCCAGCUAAUGAAGCUGGGGUCACUCAGCUUCGAGGACCUGAAACAAUUCUCCAUGUGCAUUGAGGAGGCGCUGUUCACUCUGCAGGCGCAUCGGGAUAGAGCGCUCCACUACAAGAUGGAGGAGGUGCAGGUUACUGUAGUGGAUGAACUCUAUGUUGAACAAAACGCCGAAGGACAUGUUGAAAAGCAGAUAGCUAGAGUGCGGCUGUUCUUCCUGGGAUUCCUUACCGGGAUGCCCGACAUUGAACUGGGAAUAAACGACAUGCGGCGACAAGGCAAAGAAGUGGUCGGCAGGCACGAUAUCAUCCCUGUGGUUACUGAGGAAUGGAUCCGGCUGGAGAACGUAGAAUUUCACUCCUGCAUCCAGCAGGAUGAGUACGAAAACACCCACAUUAUCAAGUUUAAACCGCCCGAUGCCUGCUACAUUGAGCUGAUGCGCUUCAGAGUGCGUCCCCCGAAGAACCGCGAGCUUCCCUUGCAACUGAAGGCGCAGAUUUGCGUGACUGGGACCCGGAUAGAACUGAGGGCGGACGUCCUGGUGCCUGGUUUUGCAUCCAGGAAGUUGGGUCAGAUUCCCUGCGAGGACGUGAUGAUUCGCUUUCCCAUUCCAGAGUGCUGGAUAUACAUGUUCCGAGUGGAGAAGCACUUUAGAUAUGGUUCAGUCAAGUCAGCGCAUAGACGGACUGGCAAAAUCAAGGGAAUCGAGCGCAUUCUGGGCACGAUGGACAAUCUGCAGGAGAGCCUCAUUGAAGUAACAUCUGGGCAGGCGAAGUAUGAGCACCAGCACCGAGCCAUUGUCUGGCGUUGCCCAAGAUUGCCGAAAGAAGGCCAAGGCGCAUAUACCACCCAUAACAUGGUGUGCCGCAUAGCGCUCACCAGCUACGACCAGAUGCCUGAGAAACUAGCCGAAUAUUGUUACGUGGAAUUUACCAUGCCUGCUACUCAAGUGAGCCACACCACCUGUCGGAGCGUAAGCCUCCAGAACUCCGACUCAGAUGAACCGCCUGAGAAAUACGUCAGAUACUUAGCGAGGCACGAGUACAGGGUGGGAAUUGAACAUACUGAGGGCCAAUCGCCCAACGCUUACGCGACAGCCACCUAUGUAACGAAACCGGCAGCGCCCCCUCCGGAAGUGAAACCGGCCCCAGUGGCUGAGGAGUCCAGCUCAGACAGCGACUGAAUUCGGCGCAAUCGCGCAUUUGGUUGAAGCUGUUGUGCUCUUAGCGCGUGGAAAUGCUCUUAGGUGGGUCACUAAAUAUGCUUUUCUACUUAGCUCGAGUUAGGAUGUCUUGACUAAGCAUCAAACGGGCAAAAUAAACGCAUUUAAUUCGGAUUUAUAAGGCAGGUUUGUUAAGGUAUAAGUACAGGCUGAUUCAUUUACAAAAGGCGAAAUGAAUGAUGAGCUAUGUUUAGAUGAAUGAUCACCAAUACUACAGCUGUCGAAUUUUCUACAGUUAAUGAAUCAGCCUGUGUAAGGUCCAGGAUAAGGAAAACCAAGAUGAGUAAAUCAAAGCGUUAAUCCUUCACAAUAAACUAUAAAACAAUAUUUUCCGGGUGACAUUUAAAGAUAGUCCUCAUUUUGGCUCUCAUCCUUCCUUCUGGACAGAUCGUAUAGUACAUAUGUAAAAUUAUGAAAAUGUCUGAAUGUUUUCAAUUGUCUCAAUGUUUUAAGCCAUUAUUCAUGUUGAACUUUGUAAAGUCUACGCAAGGCACUGAAACAUUCCCUUAAGUGUACUACAUGAUAAUCAUACAUAUUCUUAAAAUCCGUUAGGACAUAUCACCGUACUCAACAAUAAUAGAUUAUUUGCUUCAACUGUUAUGCCCUCAAGUGGCAUUAAGCUUUUACUAUAGGAAAUCUAUCUAUAUAUAUAUAUAGUAACUAAUAAGGACUUAAAGUCAAAGUUUAAACAAUGUUAACUGUUAAUAAGUUGCUUUGUUGACUAGUUAUAGAGAAGCUAUUUAUUUAUUUGAAUGCUAAGUUAUUUAUCAUUGAUUUGUUCGUUUUAUUGGCAAACCCUCGUGAGGGGGUUUCCAACGGGGUCAAAUCUAGUCACUAGCUCGUAAGAAACAUACCAAAGAAUAAUUAGGUGUAAGCUGAAAAGCUCCUAGGAUUUAAGACAAAAUGUACUUGAUGUUCAAUGUGAAUGUAGAAGACGGACGUAAUUUCUAGUCGAAAUUAUCCAACCGAACAAACUAGAUGUUAGCUAAUUAGAGCGUAGCCAAGUAGCUAAAUUAAUAUUGUAUCAAAUGUAUUAAAAUGUAAAAAAUAUAUAUUGCUGAAGAAUUG